Plasmodium gallinaceum is the source of this 1848-nucleotide messenger RNA. RefSeq names its product cytidine diphosphate-diacylglycerol synthase, putative (gene CDS). Gene Ontology annotation, cellular component: endoplasmic reticulum membrane. The record is from RefSeq and is a predicted model, not a curated record. Bases 1 to 1848 code for a protein of 615 amino acids. Lineage: Eukaryota; Apicomplexa; Aconoidasida; Haemosporida; Plasmodiidae. Gene Ontology annotation, molecular function: phosphatidate cytidylyltransferase activity. The transcript has a single exon.
AUGCAAACGAAAAAUGAAAAAAAUAUGAAAAAUAAAUAUAAAAAUGAUCUCAAUGAAAAUAAUGCAGAUAUAAACUAUAAUGAAAAUAAUAAAAAUAAGUAUUUAGAUGUAGAAAAAAAAAAUAUGAAUAAUAUAAAAAGAAAAAGUAAAAGUGUAGAUGAACAAUAUCUUAAAAAUGAAUAUUUAGAUUUAGAGAAUAGAAAUAUAAGCAGUAUACAUAGAAGAAGUAAAUAUAUAGAUGAAGAAAACUUUAAAAAUGAAUGUAAAAAUAAUGAAAGAAAAUCUUCUUGUAUAUAUAAAAAAAAAAAAAGUUUAGAUGAACAGAAUUUUAAAAAUGAUCUUUUAGAAGAUGAAAAUAAAAAUAAUUUAAAAAGUGAAUAUAAAAAAAGAAAGAGUUCCAAAGAUAUAAAAUACUAUAAAGAAUUGAAGCAUUUAAAAGAGUUAGUAAAUUGUAAAGAAAAUAAUAAAUUAAGCAACAUUAUUAAAUUAUAUGGUUAUAAUAAAGGAAAUAGUAUAAAUAAAUUUAAAUCUGGGAUUAAUUCAACUAUAAAUGACACAUUAUUAAAUUCGGAAAAUUUUGAAUCCAAAAUAAGAACAUUUAAAAUAAGAGCAUUAUGGACAUUUAUAUUAAUCAGUUUAUAUUUUCUUAUUUUAGCUGCAGGACAUUUUUAUUGUUCUCUUUUAGUGUUAAUAUUAGUGACUAUAGUAUAUAGAGAAAUUAUAUCUUUAAAAAGUAUAGAGAAUAAAGACAAAAGAUUACCACAAAUAUUUUAUAUAAGAUGGUAUUGGUUUUUUUUAACUAUAAUUACCUUAGGUAUUCCUUGGAUAAUACCUAAAUUAAAACAUCAAAUAUGGUUUUUUAAUUAUUUAUUAGCAUAUCAUUCAAUAAUAAUGUUUAUAUUAGCAUUUAUUGGAUUUGCUUGGUUUAUUUUAUCAUUAAGAAAAUAUUCAUUAAAAUAUCAAUUUUCUCAAAUUGGUAUUAUAUUAUUAUCUUCCUUAUUUAUAGUAACACAAUCAUUAAUGCAUAUAGCAAAUAUAUAUUCAGGAAUGAUUUGGUUUAUUGUGCCAGUUUCUUCAGUUAUAGUUAAUGAUAUAUUUGCUUAUGUAUUUGGGAUAUUAUUUGGUAAAACAAGAUUAAUUGAAUUAUCUCCUAAAAAGACAGUAGAAGGAUAUGUAGGUUCUUCAAUUAUCACAAUAUUGUGGGGUAUAUUUAUUACAUAUAUCUUACAAAGGUAUAAAUUUUUUAUAUGCCCACAAGCAUAUAUUUCAUUUAUGCCAUUUUCAACAUGGAAUACUAUUGAUUGCGAAGAAAAUUCAAUUUUUCAACAGAACGUUUAUACUUUACCUAAACAUGUAUCAUCAGUUUUAUUCAUAAAUAAAAUAUAUUAUACCAAAAUGAUUUUUCAUGGAUUAGUUUUAAGUUUAUUUGCUGCUUUUUUAGCUCCUUUUGGUGGUUUUUUUGCUUCUGGUUUUAAGAGAGCAUUAAAAAUAAAAGAUUUUGGACAAUAUAUUCCAGGUCAUGGUGGUGUUACAGAUAGAUUUGAUUGUCAAAUUUUUGUUGGUAUGUUUACAUAUAUUUAUAUGAAAACAUUUGUUAAGAAAAAAAAUAAAAUAAAUUCUUAUGAUUUCCUCAUAGAAUCUAUACAAAGAUUAGACAAUAAAGAUAUUUUACGUCUUUUUAAUCAAUUAAAAACUAUUUUAGAUAAUAAAGAAAUGUUGAAAAACAAUACUAAUAAUAAAAAAAAGGAUGAUUUUAUUUUAAAAGAUGAUAAAUGUUUAGAUGAUAAAUGUGUAGAUGAUAAAUGUGUAGAUGAUAAAUGUUUAGAUGAUAAUUAUGUUGAACUAUAA